Daldinia vernicosa is the source of this 1857-nucleotide messenger RNA. Its product is annotated as mitochondrial RNA-splicing protein MRS3. The transcript has 8 exons. Gene Ontology annotation, cellular component: mitochondrial membrane. The coding region runs from base 461 to 1411 and encodes 316 amino acids. Gene Ontology annotation, biological process: iron import into the mitochondrion. The record is from RefSeq and is a predicted model, not a curated record. NCBI's taxonomy places the organism in Eukaryota, Fungi, Ascomycota, Sordariomycetes, Xylariales, Hypoxylaceae. Gene Ontology annotation, molecular function: ferrous iron transmembrane transporter activity.
CUCUGCUGCAGCUACCUUAUCUAGUUGCUGUGUACCACCAGCACCUGUAUUGUACCAACCCCGGGUUCACCUACGUAUUUGAAUCGGGAAGAUUUUCCACAAAUUCGCAACUUGCAACUUGUCACUUCUCAACAUCACCAUAAUAAUUGGCGCACACAAACCUGAGAGAAUAUCUCUCUCACCUUUAUACUUAUUAUUUGCAAACACGAAUUCUUGCGCAUUCUUUGUGCUUUGUGUAACUUCUUUGUUCCUUGCCAUCCUCAUCGUCGCCGGUCCCGCUGGUCCGCAAUAUCUCGCAUUGGCUUUUCCCAUAACUCAAUUCUCUUGAAGGGCGAUCAUAACAGCGAGCUUUUCUACUUGACACAUUCGCACACCGUUAACUCCUUCCCGACCUCGCUAAAUCGCAACCCUGGCUCUUCAACCCAAGGCCUUCGGCGAAGGCCCUGAAGCUGUGGCCAAAAUGGCCCAGCCAACAGUCCUCCAGCCCGUCGAGGAGUACGAUUAUGAGUCUCUGCCACCUAAUUUCUCUCUAGCCCAAAAUAUGGUCGCUGGCGCCUUCGCCGGUAUUGCCGAACACACGGUUAUGUACCCAAUUGACGCGAUCAAGACGCGAAUGCAGAUACUUAACUCAGCGGAGGCGAACGCAGUCUACAAAGGCAUGGUACAGAGUACCAUGCGCAUAGCAAGUGGAGAGGGUGUACUGAAGUUAUGGCGGGGGAUGUCAAGUGUUGUCGUCGGAGCUGGGCCUGCGCACGCAGUCUACUUUGCGACAUAUGAGGCUGUUAAGCAUCUUAUGGGUGGCAACCGAGCUGGUGUACACCAUCCACUGGCAGCAGCAACAAGUGGGGCUUGCGCAACCAUAGCCAGCGAUGCGCUUAUGAAUCCCUUUGACGUGAUCAAGCAACGUAUGCAGAUACAAAAUUCGAGCAAGAUGUACCGCUCCAUGAUGGACUGCGCCCGAUACGUCUACAGAACAGAAGGUUUAUCGGCCUUCUACGUCUCAUAUCCGACUACUUUAUCUAUGACUGUACCCUUUACGGCCCUCCAAUUCCUCGCAUACGAAUCUAUAUCUACGACAAUGAACCCUAGCAAGACGUACGAUCCGUUUACGCAUUGCAUGGCAGGCGCUGUUGCGGGUGGUUUCGCAGCAGCUCUAACUACACCAAUGGACGUGAUCAAAACUAUGCUACAAACCCGAGGUACAGCCUCCGACCCGGAGCUUAGGUCGGUGAAUGGAUUCAUGGCAGGCUGCAGGCUAUUGUACCAACGGGAGGGUCUACGCGGGUUCUUUAAAGGAGUUCGGCCGAGAGUAGUUACCACAAUGCCGAGCACAGCUAUCUGCUGGUCGGCUUACGAAGCUUCCAAGGCAUACUUCAUCCGUACCAACACGUCAUCAUCCGCGAUGGGUUGAGUCAGGCAACAAUCCAACAAUCCAGUUUUGUUUUCUUGAGGUAUCAGGGUAUCGUAUCCAUGAAAACUCCACAAAUCGGGCUCCCUUUAUUGCCGAUCCUCCCGCCAUCAGGAUAUCUCCGAGGUACAAGACCGAGCCCGAAGCUGCGAAGUCUUGUUAUCCCUAAAAUUUGUCUGACUUGGGCCACUUGGGCUGACGUGCCCUGUCGCACAAGAAAAAAACAUUAGCCUCAUUCUAUAGGCUCACCGAAUCCCCCGCAGGCGUCAUGUGAAAUGCAAUGAAGAUGAUUAGUUUCCUGGAUUACCUGUUAUCCAUUGGAGUUUUGCGUGGGGUCGUUUCCCGUGGACUUCCGAGAGUUUCCACCAUUUCCGGGCGACGACGCAAAAAGAUAUUUCACGAGCAAUCGGGAAUAAAAUUUCUAAAAACGGGUGGAGAGAGGGGAGGGC